Messenger RNA from Clupea harengus (Atlantic herring), 2254 nucleotides. RefSeq names its product retbindin (gene rtbdn). NCBI's taxonomy places the organism in Eukaryota, Metazoa, Chordata, Actinopteri, Clupeiformes, Clupeidae. The record is from RefSeq and is a predicted model, not a curated record. Gene Ontology annotation, molecular function: signaling receptor activity; riboflavin transmembrane transporter activity; riboflavin binding. Gene Ontology annotation, cellular component: external side of plasma membrane.
CCUGUCACUUUUUGUAUAACAGCAUUCUGGCUUUAACCUAAAUAACAAAUCGUAGGCUUGCUGGCUCACAAACUGUUUAUAAGAAGUGUGAAGUGCGCGAGAGAGGGAGGGGGCGCUAGAGCUUGUGAUGCCCUUCAGUAAGCCACCAGCGAGACUGAUCCGCGGCCCCCACAUACGACAAAACCGACGGGGGUCCACUGAAGAGAAGAGGACAGCGACCGAGACAGAGAGACGGGGUCCGAAUCGCCAGAACUGUCGCCGAAAAUCGAGUGGAUAGUCUACAUCGUCACGCGCCAGGAGUCUUUUGCCUAGACAGGUGCUCCAAAGAGCGGGAAAAUGGGCGUGGCCACGAAUACUCUGAUCCUUCUUGUCUGCUUUUCGGGUGCUUUGAUCGCACCGGCCUGGUGUCAAGAGGGGGCGUGUCUGAAGGACGGAAGACAUAAAAGAGCACCGAGUCCAGAGCCGCACCUGAAGGAGUGUUCGCUUUACACAGAAAAUGCAUGCUGUUCAGUGGAUGACAUCCAUGACCUCAUGGCCCCUCCUGCCAGUUUGGAAAAAGCCCAUUGGGACAAAUGUGGAGCUCUGAGCCCUGUCUGUGAGAGCUUCUUGAAGCGUGUCAUCUGCUUCCACCGCUGCUCUCCAGAUGCCGCACGCUGGCCACACCCCCAACAUGGCUCCACCCUCAAGGCAGUGCCACUUUGUCACAGCUUUUGCAAAGACUGGUACGAUGCCUGUAGGAUGGACCUGACCUGUGCACGUGACUGGGCCAGCGACCCUCGAGGGCAGAACUGCACUGGGAGCUGUGUGCCCUACCAGCAGAUGUACCAGCAUGGGCGUGACCUCUGUGAGAGCUUGUGGGGUGACACCUUUAUGACGGUGGAGGAUGAGGCCGGAGGCGCCAACAGUGAGGAAGGGGGCCACACUUGCGGCUGCCUGAACCUCAGCCCUUCCGACCGGGAUGCCAUCGCCGCCUUGCGCGCCCACGGGGAGGACCCGGAGGAACUGGACACCACCAAGAUGGGCUUGCCCCAGUACCGCGCUCCCUGCCCAGCUCCAGCCUCGGCAAAGCCUGGCUCGGCACUGCCCGCACAAGCCCGGAGGACCGGCGGCAGCAGCAGCAUCAACACCAUCCUGCGCAAGCGCUCCGUGCCACUGGGCGAGGGCGAUGCAGAGGGCAGUGGCAGCGGCUUUGAGGGCAGAGUGUGAGCUUUCACCCUGACCCUGACCCUGUGUGUCAGCAGUCUCCUUCCUCUCUAACUAAACAAACCUCCCUGAGACUAGACUUCCCUAUAUCAUAACCCAUUUCAGAAUCCUAUACUCAUACUGCCCAUGUAUUGGCUCAGAUUCUCUCAUUAGAAGUUCUUCUCUCACAUACAAAGACAUCAAAUUGUCAGUGAAUCAGUGAUUUUGGCAUUUUAUCUCUCACUCAAGCAGGUAAAUAACAAAUGUUAGUUUGCUGUGAUCUGCAAUGAUACUACAACAGCAAGACAGAAUGUCUAAGAUACAUCUACUCCAGCCACAGAGAGUAUUUACAAACUCUGCCAUAGCUCAUAGUCAAUUUUUUGUUUCAGUAUUAUAUACACAGUACAUGAAAUGAUUUGGGCCAGAUUUGAGUGUCAUUUGCAAGUUACAUAACUCCCUGGCAUGGUGGGUUGUCUCUUGUAGAGGGUGAGGCGAAGGUCAGUGCAGAAUCCAGAACACACAGAGCCUGCCAGAUCCCCUCGCGUAUAAACCUUAUUCUAGCUAGUCAAAUCCUGUCAUUAAUCCAGGUGAGGACAAACAUCAUGUAUUAGCUGGCACAUUGCAUGACAUCAUGAUAUUUUGCUGAUGUACAUAGUGUUGUAGUUCUUCCUGAAGAUUUUUAGGUCCAACGGAGAAGACUGAAGCUACUUAGAGAGAAUGUGAUGUUCCGUAGCCAUCAAUAGCACAAGGCUAUGGUGUACUGGUGUUCCGUUUUGUAAGCAGCCCGUAGAUGUUCUUUUUGAGGUAGAGAUACAUUUUCUUUUGAGUCUUCAGAAAUGACAACAGGUGAAGAAGGCCGCAGACAAUAUUGUCCAAAAUGACAAGAAGGUUUUUGUGUCAUACUGUGUUUAGAUCUAACAACAGGCCGCUGCCAUAGCUUAUUGUAUCUACCUGAACUGAGGGGGUAGACUCAUAGAAAAACUAUAUGUCUGAUUUCAGUUGGUCAAGUGAAAAUGUACUGGUAAUUCUGUAAUGUUUCCUUGAUGUCCUCAAUAAAGACUCAAUUUUUAGA